GUACAUAUACUUCACUAAACUUCUUCUUUAAAAGAACAACUACCACCUUCAUACAAACCCUUCUUCAUUCAUUCCAUCCCAACCAUGAGAGCCGGAGGUUGCACAGUGCAACAAGCACUCACACCGGAAGCGGCGAGCGUAGUAAAACAAGCGGUGAGUCUCGCCCGCCGGCGAGGCCAUGCACAAGUGACACCUCUCCACGUAGCCAACGCCAUGCUCUCCUCCUCCACCGGUCUUCUCCGUGCCGCCUGCCUCCAAUCCCACUCUCAUCCUCUUCAGUGCAAAGCUCUUGAGCUUUGCUUCAACGUUGCUCUUAAUCGUCUUCCAGCUUCCUCUUCUUCAAGCCCUAUUCUUUCUCACCAUCACCACCACCAUCACCACCAACACCACCACCCUCCGUCUCUUUCCAACGCUCUCGUUGCUGCCUUCAAGCGUGCUCAAGCUCACCAGCGCCGGGGAUCUAUUGAAAGCCAGCAACAACCAUUACUUGCUGUCAAGAUAGAGCUUGAACAACUCAUCAUCUCCAUCUUGGAUGAUCCCAGUGUCAGUAGAGUCAUGAGAGAAGCUGGCUUCUCUAGCACCCAAGUCAAGUCCAACGUUGAACAAACCAUUUCCAUGGAGGUUUCCAACCCUAAUGCAUCCUCCACUCCUUCUUCAAACCCUAAACCUAGCAAACCACAGGAGAGUCAUAGUACUAGUGAUCAAGAUGUUAUGUAUGUGAUUGAUAGUCUAGUAAGCAAGAGAAGAAGAGGUGUUGUACUAGUUGGAGAGUGUUUAGAAAGCAGUGAAGCAGUUGUUAGAGCAGUGAUGGAUAAGGUUGAGAAAGGAGAUCAUAUUCCUGAGAGUUUAGGAAAUCUUCAGUUUGUCAUCCUGCCUCUGUUCUCACUUGGUCACAUGUCUAGAGAGGAAGUUGAACACAAGAUAGGGGAACUUAGAUGUCUUGUUAAGAGUUGUUAUGGUGGGAAAGGAGCUGUUCUUUAUCUUGGUGAUCUUAAAUGGGUGGCUGAGUACUAUAACAAGGGUAGAGGCUUCUACUGUCCAGUUGAGCAUAUGAUCAUGGAGAUUGGGAGGUUGCUUUGUGGUAGUAGCACUAGUCAUGAAGGUGAUGGUGUUUCUCAAAACUUUUGGCUCAUGGGGAUUGCAUCUUUUCAGACUUACAUCAAGUGUAGAUCUGGAAGUCCUUCUUUAGAGUCUCUUUGGGCUCUUCAUCCUCUCACCAUUCCUUCUGGCAGCUUAGGAUUGAGCCUUAACUAUGAUAAUAGUCCACAAAACCAGAUGGUGAAAACCAAGAGAAGUGGAGAUGGAUCUUCUUUCUGGUCUUUGAUGGAUAAAGGAGUAGGCAAUCAGCUCAAUUGCUGCAGUAGUACUGAUUAUUCUCUAAAGUAUGAUACCGAUAAUCACCGAAAAGUUUCCAGUAGUAAUGGUUCAGUUACCACUAGCUUACCAUCAUGGCUUCAACAAUACAAAGAAGAGAAGAAGAGCAGAGAAACAUCCAAUGAUCAGGACUCUCUUCAAGUUCAUCAAUCAUCAUGCAAGAACUGGAGCUCCAUUUGCAGUUCAUCCCAUAAACAUCAUCACCAACUCUCUGAGAUGACACUGCAUUUCUCCUCAUCUUCUCCAUCCUCAUCUUCAAUCUCUUCCCAUGAGCACCAUUAUGGUUUCCAGCAGACCGAUCAGCCAUGGCUGAUAAGUGCCAAACAUCCAUGGAGAGAACACCAUCUCUGGUUAUCAGAAUCAGUUAAUGAAGGCUUUGAAUCAAGCUCUAUGAAGUUCAGUAAGGAAACUAAAGGUUUUGGAAUUCUAAAACCAAAUCCUCUCUCAACUUCUUCAAGUGAUCACACUAUGGAGAUGGAUCAGUGCUACCCUCACAAGUUCAGGGAGCUCAAUGCAGAGAAUUUAAAGACAUUGUGCAAUGCUUUGGAGAAAAAGGUGUCAUGGCAUAAGGAUAUCAUUCCAGACAUUGUGAGCACCAUUCUCCGGUGUCGGUCUGGGAUGAUGAGAAGAAAAGAAAGGAUUAAAUCAACAGAUACUAAAGAAGAUACAUGGUUGUUCUUCCAAGGUGGAGAUUGUGAAGCCAAAGAGAAGAUUGCUAGAGAGUUAGCAAACCUUGUAUUUGGUUCAAGUAAUAAUUUGGUAACUAUAUCACUCAACAACUACUCAUCAACAACGAAGUCAGACUCAAGCGAUGAUCUUCGAAACAAGAGAGUGAGAUCAGAAGCAAGUCAUAGUUAUCUUGAGAGGUUCUUUGAAGCUAUCAAAGACAAUCAUCACAGAGUUUUCUUGAUGGAGGACUUAGAGCAAAUUGAUUAUUGUUCUCAAGUAGGAAUCAAGAAUGCAAUAGAAAGAGGAAGAAUACGAGGUCCGAAUGGCGAAGAAGCGAGUGUAGGUGAUGCUAUCCUUAUCUUGAGUUGUGAAAACUUCGACUCAAGAUCAAGAGCUUGUUCUCCUCCAGUGAAACAAAAAUCAGAGAGUCAUGAAGAGGAUGAGAAAGAAGAUGAAGGUGACAAUGAGGUUGGUUCAGGCAUUUUCUUAGACUUGAAUCUUUGUGCUGAUGAUGAAGAAGCAGAUGAAGAUGUUGUUGUUGUUGAUGAUGAUGAUGUGGGGCUUUUGGAAUCAGUGGAUAGAUCCUUCUUCUUUAACUUGCAUGAAGAUCACUUGUAAUUUACUUCCUUACAAAAACUUCUUUGCAUGCUUCUUUCUUUGUUUUUUUUUUUUUAAAGGAGAGAAAUUUCUCUUUAUAUUUGUUAUGAGUUUUAUUUUUAGUUCUUGAUAUGUUGUGAUGAAACUUUUUUUUUUGUCUUCAUUUUAUUGUGAUAAGUUUGAGUUUGGGAAGU
Molecule: messenger RNA, 2834 nt
Organism: Dioscorea cayenensis subsp. rotundata (Guinea yam)
Lineage: Eukaryota; Viridiplantae; Streptophyta; Magnoliopsida; Dioscoreales; Dioscoreaceae
Product: protein SMAX1-LIKE 3-like
Exons: 3
Coding region: 85-2661 (858 amino acids)
Source: RefSeq, a predicted model, not a curated record